UCUCAUCUUUUUUCCAUUAAUUGCUUUUAUGUUUAGUAUCAAUUGUUUGGGAUCACUUAUUGAGCAAAAGGCCGAGGUAGUGAAGAACACAAAUUCACGGCGGAGCUCGUCAUCGGAAACCACCAUGGGCGGCCGUAGGAGCAGCUCCGUUUAUCGUGACAUUGUGUGUCUCAUUAUUUUUUCCCUUCUCACGGCCAUCAAUGCUGAAGAUCAUAAUAGUGAAGUUGAUGAUGAACACGAAUUUACAUAUUUGAAGAAUUCCUCAAAGGGACCAGAACACUGGGGAAGUCUCAAAAAAGAAUGGAAAUUGUGUUCAGUUGGAAAGUUCCAAUCCCCAAUCAAUAUUAUCGAGGAAAAAGUUUUGGUUUCGUCUAAAACCGGGACAUUGAGAAGAAACCAUAAACCGGCCCAUGCUGUAUUAAGGAAUAGGGGACAUGACGUUAUGGUUGAAUGGAAUGGAGACACUAUGGGCACGAACCUCACUUACAAUCUGCUACAAUGUCACUGGCACAUGCCCUCCGAACAUACGAUUAAUGGAAGGAGGUAUGACUUGGAAAUGCAUAUGGUCCAUAGGAACUCCCAAGAAAAAUUGGCUGUAAUUGCAAUUUUAUACGAUUUAGGACGUUCCGAUCCUUUUCUUGACAAGAUUUUGGCAAAUAUUAGUCAUUUUCUAAAAGGUGGAGAAAAAAUUGAUUUGGGUGUUGUUAAUCCAUGGGACAUCAAUUUAAGAAGCAAAAAGUAUUACAGAUAUAUGGGCUCUCUCACAAUUCCUCCAUGCACAGAAGGGGUUCUCUGGACACUGAUCGACAAGGUGGGAACAAUAUCGAAGGAGCAAAUCGCAACACUCAAGAAAAUUGUACAUGAUGAUUUCGAAAAUAAUGCAAGACCACCUCAACCUCUCAAUGAUAGAAUAGUAUCAAAGUAUUUCCAAGAUAUUCAAUGAAAUUCCAUGAGAAAUUUAACUAGUAUACCAUUUCAUUCUAUU
Messenger RNA from Salvia splendens (bonfire salvia), 985 nucleotides. Its product is annotated as alpha carbonic anhydrase 4. Gene Ontology annotation, biological process: one-carbon metabolic process. The record is from RefSeq and is a predicted model, not a curated record. Bases 29 to 943 code for a protein of 304 amino acids. Lineage: Eukaryota; Viridiplantae; Streptophyta; Magnoliopsida; Lamiales; Lamiaceae. The transcript is spliced from 7 exons. Gene Ontology annotation, molecular function: carbonate dehydratase activity; zinc ion binding.